Molecule: messenger RNA, 756 nt
Organism: Thyridium curvatum
Lineage: Eukaryota; Fungi; Ascomycota; Sordariomycetes; Thyridiales; Thyridiaceae
Exons: 2
Coding region: 1-756 (251 amino acids)
Source: RefSeq, a predicted model, not a curated record
AUGUCCUCCGUCAAACCCACCAUUGUAUUUGCCCCUGGCGCAUGGCACACUGCAAACUGCUUUGAUCCUGCCCGGGAUGCACUUACAGCACGCGGCUGGACGGUCGAAGUUGUCGAAUAUCCCUCUGUCGGUGCCGAACCGCCCACCAAGGGGCUCUCGGACGAUGCGGCAGCUGUUCGCGAGACUCUUCAACGGCUCGCCGAUGAGGGCAAGCCCAUUGUGCUUGUCGUACACUCGUACGGUGGCCUAGUUGGUGCCAAUGCCGUCGAGGGCCUGGGUUACAAGCAACGCGCCAAGCAGGGGAAGACCGGAGGUGUGAUCAUGUUUGUGUAUCUGGCGGCAUUCGUUACGCCACUGGGCAAGAGCAUUAUCGAGAUGCUGGGUGGUCAGCCUUUGCCCUGGAUGAACUUCCAAGGCAAUCAUGUCUAUGCGGAAACGCCCGAGGUCGUUUUCUACCACGACGUUGACGAAGACGGUCAAAAGAAGGCAAUUGCGGCGCUGAAACAUCAAUCAGCUCCUGUCUUCUCUGACGGUGUCAAAUACGAGCCCUGGCACGACAUCGAGUGCAUGUACUUCUUCUGUGAUGACGACAAGGCGCUGCCUCUUCAGGUACAGGAGGGCAUGGCCGGACUACUGGGACCAAACGCUGCCAGCUUCCAUGUCAAGGCCUCCCAUUCGCCCUUCCUCUCGAAACCUGCCGAGGUCGCCGAUGGAGUAGAGCAUGCGGCCAAGGUCGGACAGGAGCGGAUGCAAUAG